Molecule: messenger RNA, 696 nt
Organism: Diatraea saccharalis (sugarcane borer)
Lineage: Eukaryota; Metazoa; Arthropoda; Insecta; Lepidoptera; Crambidae
Source: the annotation of a GenBank genome assembly
AUGUAUUCUGUUAAAUGUAAAUUGACUGCAGAAGACGACGAAUUACUCACAAAAGGCUCGUCAUCAUUACAUAAUGUGAAAACAUUUCCAGUUACUGCAACCUCAACAUUCCCACCAAUACGACCCACACCAACGACAGAGAUCACAUUGGAGAAAAAAACAGAUAGACCUGAAACAACCACUCAGGAAAUACAAGAUGUUACAGACGUGCACAAACCUCAACCUCGGUUACUCAAUUUAAACGUAGAAGAUUUACAAACAUUCGCCAACGCACUGCAUAAUCAGACGAAUCAUAAAAAUCAAAAGAAAGUUACAGAUCUAAGUGAUGUAACACUAGAUGGUGACGAUGACGACGAUCCCAAGAUGAUACCUGAUACAAAGCCAAAACAUAUAUCUGAUAAAUUUUACACAAACUUAGAAGCCCCUUUUCAUCCGGUAUUAGGAAUAGAUAGAGGAUCGAGUGAAAUUGAUGUUUGUAAAGAAAAUGAAGUCACUUACAAGGUUGGUGAGAAAAUUGAUCGGGGCUGUGAAGAGACAUGUGAAUGCAUGCAAGGCGGCGUGUUUGAAUGUUCACCUCGCUGCAAGCACCCUUACAUUCGUAGAGGUAGAAGACUCAACGACCCCUUGUGCUUCGAAUCGCCACUGGAUGAGUGCUGCUCCAUCAUCGCCUGUGCUACGGGCAAUGGAGGUUGGUAA